Dermatophagoides farinae (American house dust mite) is the source of this 4190-nucleotide messenger RNA. The record is from RefSeq and is a predicted model, not a curated record. NCBI's taxonomy places the organism in Eukaryota, Metazoa, Arthropoda, Arachnida, Sarcoptiformes, Pyroglyphidae.
ACAAAAAACAGAGUUUUCUUCGGCUAUCGAUUUUCAAGUAUCGAUACAAGUGUCCAUCUCUCUCAUAUGUUCGUAUUGUCAAAAAAGUUUGAUCCAUACUCAUCACAAAUGGAUGAAGAAGAAAAGAUUUCACUUUGCGAACGAAUCCUAUUGGAUUUGGAUAACAUUUUCCGACGUGAUCCAAACAUAGUCGAAUUUGAUAUAAUCGAAGUGGCCGAAUCUACGUGCAAUAAAAGUCCAGUCAUUUAUAGUGAUCAUCAUUUAGCAUUGGAAAAAUGGUGUGUUCCACAUCUAUAUGAAUAUGCUUACGGAAAAAUGUUGAAUUUUAAAAAACAAUCCACCUAUAAUCGAACAGAGUCCUUUUUACUCAAUCAAUGGACAAGAAUCUUAUUAUUGCUCAACCCUGAUUUUACUACAGCUUGGAAUCUAAGACGUGAUUUGCUCAACAAAUCAUCGAUAGAUUCCCAUUUGGAAGAACUUGAUUUCACUCAAUUGGUGUUGAUACGAAAACCUAAAUGUGCCAGUGUUUUUACCUAUCGUGAAUGGCUAUUAAACAGUUUUAUUAAACUUGAUAAUGGUCGAUCAAUGAAUGAAGAUGUUGUAUCGAAUGAAUUACGUGUUACACUUGAUGCUGCCGCUCGAUAUCAACGUAAUUAUUAUGCUUGGAGUCAUCGUACAUGGCUUCUAACCGUUUACAUUGUCCAUAAUAAUCAUCCAGCCAAUGUUAUAAAUAAAAUAAUCAAUGACCUGAUGAUAACAGCCGAAUGGCUAGAACGACAUAUUUCCGAUUAUAGUGGCUUCCAACAUAGACAAUUCUUGUUCAAUUUUGUACAUGAAUUAAGUCGAACAAAUAUCAAAUCUUCCACUCGCACAACUACUGCCAAUUUAAAUUCAUUUACUAAUGAUGAAGAUGAUGAUUUGUCAUCAUCAUUAGAUAAAUGUUGUCAGAUAUUCUUGAAUGAAUUCCAAUGGUUAUCCACAUUAUGGCCAUUAUAUCCGGCCCAAGAAUCAUUAUUUUCACAUCGACUUGCCAUCAUAACUGGGGCCGCACGUGGUUUAGGCCGUGAAUAUGCUCUGCUAUUAGCAUCAAGAGGAGCUGCCAUUAUUGUCAAUGAUCUUGGUGGUGGUCGCGAUGGAACGGGCAAAAGUUUUGCUGCCGCUGAUUCGGUUGUCAAAGAGAUCCAAGAACGUGGUGGCCAAGCUGUUGCUGAUUACAAUUCGGUGGAAGAAGGCGAAAAAAUUGUACAAACUGCAAUCGAUAACUUUGGCCGAAUCGACAUUCUAAUAAAUAAUGCAGGUAUUUUACGAGAUAAAUCACUAAUGAAAAUGACAGCAGAAGAUUUUGAUCUUGUUCAUCGUGUUCAUCUUCGUGGAUCAUUUUUGACAACCAAAGCAGCUUGGCCAUAUUUUCGUCAACAGAAUUAUGGACGAAUCAUAAUGACAGCAUCACCAUCUGGGAUUUAUGGAAAUUUUGGCCAAGCAAAUUAUAGUUCCGCCAAACUUGGCCUGUUGGCAUUGGCAAAAACAUUGGCCAUCGAAGGCAGUAAAUAUGAUAUCAAAUGUAACACAAUUGUACCUGUUGCUGCUUCUCGAUUGACCGAAGAUCUAUUACCCGAAGAAAUUUUCAAUCUACUAAAACCAAGUUGUGUAGCACCGAUGGUCGGUUAUCUAUGUCAUGAAUCAUGUCAAGCCAAUGGUGAAGUGAUCGAAGCAGCUGGUGGAUAUUUUGGUCGUUAUCAAUGGCAGCGUUCGAAAGGAAAAAUUUUCAUUGAUACCGAUCGAAUUUCAAUCGAAGAUAUCCAUAAUAAUUGGUCACAGAUUACCGACAUGUCAAAUGGCUCGACGAAUCCAACUGGAAUGGAAGAUCAUACUGUAUUGUUGAUGACUCAACUACGUGGUGAUGACAUACCUGAACCGAUUUCGACAAACUCUGAAACUCAAUCUGAUCGUGUUUACAUUAAUCUUACGGUUGAAGAUGCAAUUCUAUACGCUCUUUCAGUUGGAGUUUCAACCGAAGAACCAAAUCAUCUUCGUUAUUUAUAUGAAAAUGAUGAAAAUUUUUCUAUAUUACCAUCAAUGGCAACCACUAUUUCAUUGAAUGCUGUCUAUCGAAGCAAUAUACUCGAAAAAGUGAUUGAACAAUAUAAAUUGGAAGACAAUCUAAUGCGUACAUUACAUGGUGAACAAUAUCUUCGAAUCUACGAGCAAAUUACUCGUCUUCCAAUAACAUUAGCAUGUGAAACGAAAAUAUUGGAUGUACUCGACAAAGGAUCAUCAGGUGCUUUGAUUAUAAUUGAAGUGACAACAUUUGAUAAUAAUUUGCCUAUUUUCUAUAAUCAAUUAUCAUUCUUCAUGAUUGGUAGCGGUAAUUUUGGCGGAAAAAGGCAUACAGAAAUUCCAGCAAUAAUUACUACAGAAAAUGUUCCAAAUGAUAGACCACCAGAUUGGAUAAUUGCACAGCCAACUACCAAUGAUCAGGCUGCUAUGUUUCGGCUAUGUGGAGAUAAAAAUCCAUUGCAUAUUGAUAGUAAUUUUUCCAAAAUUGCAGGUUUCAACCAACCAAUCCUACACGGAUUGUGUGCACUGGGAUUUGCCACCCGUCACAUAGUGGCCGUCUAUGCUGAUUACGAUUGUCAUUAUUUUGAUUCGAUUAAAGUUCGCUUCACCGGGACCAUAAAACCUGGCCAAACAAUUGAAACUCUUGUAUGGAAAUCGGAUAUUGAUUCAUUCAAUGAUCAAAAUAUUGUACGAAUACAUUUUGAGUGUUUUGUUCGAGAAACUGGUGUCAAAAUUAUUUCCUCUUCAUUUGUCGAUCUGAAAACACCGUUGCCGAAAUCGCCGAAAAUGGCCGAUUUUUCAUCGGACAAGAUUGUGAUUGCUCCCGGAACGGACAUCGACUGUAAAGUUAAUCGAAUUUUCGAUGAAAAAAUCCGCCCAAGAAUUGCUAAACAUUCCGAACUUAUCCCAUUAAUCAAUACGGUUUGUCAAUUUAAUAUUACCAGACAAGGAAAAUUGGUUAGCGUUUGGAUAUUGGAUUUAAAAAAUGGAAACGGUGAAGUUUAUCAUGGACCAAGAUCGGAUUUACCUGUCGAAUGUAUAUUGACCGUAGAAGAUGAUGCAUUGGUCGAUAUAUUCGAAGGACGUGAUGAACCAAUGUUAGCAUUCAUUGGUGGCCGACUACAGGUUAGUGGGAAUAUAACGGCAGCACAAAAAUUGCAACAAUUAUGGUCUGAAGAUGAACCAAUCACACCUAUGUCUGAUCAUCAACAGUCGAAAGAUAACCAUCCUGUUGCCAAUAAUAAUGAUGAUAAUGAUCAGGAUGAUGAAGAAUUAUUACGUUCAAUACCGACAACUGGAUUGAAAAGCGAUAUAAUGUUUACUAUAAUCCGAAAUCGAAUGCAUGAAGAGCCAGAAAUUAUGAAACGACUGACUGCUAGCUAUCAAUUCAAUAUCUUAUUGAAUGGUCAACCAAAAACUGUUUGGUCAGCUGAGAAUAAAACCAAUCCAACUGGAUGCGUUUAUAAUAAACCAUUUAUGAAUGGUAAACCAGAUUGUAUGCUUACAGCUGAAGAUGAUGAUCUUAUUAAAUUGAUGUUUGGCAAAUUGAAUCCACAAAGAGCAUUUAUGAUGGGUAAAUUGAAAGUAAAGGGCAAUAUAUUGCUAUUGCAACGAUUAUAUUCACUUUGGUUGGAAUUACAGAAAAUGGGUAAAACACCCGAACUUCCUUUCAUAACGGACCUCAUGUCAAAAACCGAUCUUAAACCCGGAUUACGAAGCGAAAUGAUGAUUGUCGAGUUGAUUCAACGUUUAAUUCGAUUACCAUAUCUAUGUAAAGAGAUUCCAACAUUGAUUGGAUUCGAAAUUUUCAAAGAUGGUCAAGUGGCAGCCGAAUAUAAAUUAGAUUUUGGUAAAAAUGAUCGUACAGGUGUAUUUGAUCGUGGUCUACCCGAAAGCGAAUCAUUUGCCAUCAUGACAAUGACAGAUAAUGAUUUUGUGCGGCUCACAUAUCAUCGUUUCACAUUGGAACAAGCAUGCAAAUCUGGCCGUGUGAAAAUUCGUGGUGAUCAUUCAAUUAUACCGAAAAUAUCGAUUAUAUUCAAAACACCGACAUCAAGAGUAAAACUUUAAUCAAUUUGUUGGCUAAAAAAUGGCAGAUUUUUUUCAAAAUUUUUUAUUUAUAAAAUAAUUAU